UUUUUGAUUGCCUGAAUACAGUAGUUGCUUACCGUGAAUCGAAGCGUUCGAUGACUACUUCUCUGAGCCAAGAGGAGAAGGAUUGGCCUUCAACGUGUAACAAAGCCAAAGAGUCUUAUGAAGAGUGUUUCUUUCACUGGUACAGAGAGUCUUUUCUAAAAGGAGUGUCCGAAAAUCCUUGUGAAGACUUGUGGAAGGCUUAUGAGAGCUGUGUGAAAAGCUUGGCCUCUUCUAGAAAACUCGAACACUUGUUGACCUCCGAGUGGAAUCUCGACCAAAGUAAAGGUGAAUAGCUGACGCUGUAGUUGAGCUUAUGACAGAUUGAAUCUUCUGAGUUGCAGUCGGGUAGUCCUUUCGGAUAAAGUACUUUGACAAGGAAACUUUGCCAGAAGAUGACCAAAAUAAGGAAUCAAUAGUUAUUCGGAAGGCAAUAGCUUGAUAUAAAAUAAAUUGUGUGAAACAAAUUGUUGGCCAAUUCUGGCAGUGAGGUACACAAAGUGUAAUAGAACCGUUGCUGUUG
This is a messenger RNA of Galdieria sulphuraria, 520 nucleotides long. Its product is annotated as phosphatidylinositol N-acetylglucosaminyltransferase. Bases 51 to 293 code for a protein of 80 amino acids. The transcript has 2 exons. The record is from RefSeq and is a predicted model, not a curated record. NCBI's taxonomy places the organism in Eukaryota, Rhodophyta, Bangiophyceae, Galdieriales, Galdieriaceae.